Messenger RNA from Setaria italica (foxtail millet), 2014 nucleotides. RefSeq names its product indole-2-monooxygenase. Gene Ontology annotation, molecular function: oxidoreductase activity, acting on paired donors, with incorporation or reduction of molecular oxygen; iron ion binding; monooxygenase activity. The record is from RefSeq and is a predicted model, not a curated record. The transcript is spliced from 2 exons. Lineage: Eukaryota; Viridiplantae; Streptophyta; Magnoliopsida; Poales; Poaceae. The coding region runs from base 85 to 1680 and encodes 531 amino acids.
CUUCUUGGUGCUGCCUCCAGGCUUGCAGCCAUAAAGCCACCUGCACCAGCAGAGCUACCGCCACAAGCACCAGCAUUAGUAGUCAUGGCUCAAGUAGUGUUGCAGGCGCGCCAUGUCCUCCAUGAACAAGCGCCAGCAGCAGUAGUCUCCGUCCUGCUUAUCGUCUGUCCUCUUCUCGCCUUCCUGAUCGUGCGCCGCCAUCGACGGCCAUCGACGGCCAGAGAGAGAGAGCAGCUGCUGAGCAAGCUGCCUUCUCCCCACAGCAGGCUCCCCAUCAUCGGCCACCUCCACCUCGUGGGCUCCCUCGCGCACGUCUCCCUCCGCGACCUCGCCGCCAGGCACGGCCGCGACGGCCUCAUGCUGCUCCGCCUCGGCGCCGUCCCGACGCUCAUCGUCUCCUCGCCGAGCGCCGCGCAGGCCGUCCUCCGCACGCACGACCACGUCUUCGCGUCCCGGGCAUACUCCCCCGUCACCGACAUCCUCUUCUACAGCUCCACGGACGUCGCCUUCGCCCCCUACGGCGAGCACUGGCGGCAGGUCAGGAAGAUCUCCACCGCGCACCUCCUCACCAACCGGAAGGUCCGGUCCUACCGCCAUGCGCGGGAGCAGGAGGUCAGGCUGGUCGUCGCCAAGAUCCGCGAGGCGGCCGCCGCCGGCACCGCCAUGGAUCUCAGCGACCUGCUCAACUCCUUCACCAACGACAUCGUGUGCCACGCCGUGUCCGGCAAAUUCUUCAGGGAGGAAGGCCGGAACAAGCUCUUCCGGGAGCUCGUCGAGGCCAACUCCUCGCUCAUCGGCGGCUUCAACGUGGAGGACUACUUCCCGGCGCUGGUGAAGCUGGGCAUCGUCAAGAGGAUGGUGUGCGCCAAGGCCCACAGGGUGAACAAGAUGUGGGACGACUUGCUCGAAAAGCUUAUCGAUGACCAUGCAAGCAGGCCACCAGCGUCGGAACGCGACGGCGAGGAGACCGACUUCAUCGACGUGUUGCUCUCAGUUCAGCAAGAGUACAGGCUCACGAGAGACCAUAUCAAGGCGCAGCUGGCUAUCAUGUUCGGAGCUGGCACGGAUACGUCAUUCAUCGUGCUGGAAUAUGCAAUGGUUGAGCUCAUGCAAAACCCUGGCCUCAUGAACAAGCUACAAGCCGAGGUGAGAAACAAUAUAGCCAAGGGAAAAGACAUGGUUACCGAAGAGGAGCUCAACAAUCUCGCCUACCUCAAGGCAGUCAUCAAGGAGACACUCCGACUCCAUAUGCCGGCACCUCUCCUUUUGCCCCACCUCUCCAUGGCCGAAUGCGACAUAGAGGGCUACAAGAUACCAGCAGGGACGCGUGCCAUCGUCAACAGCUGGGCUCUUGCAAGGGAUCCUAGCUAUUGGGGAAACGCGGAGGAGUUUGAGCCUGAGCGAUUCAUGGAAGGUGGUAGCGCCGCAGCUGUGGACUAUAAGGGAAAUGAUUUCUUCUACUUGCCAUUUGGGACCGGGCGGAGGAUGUGCCCUGGCAUAAACUUUGCAAUUUCCACAACCGAGAUCAUGCUAGCAAACCUUGUCUACCACUUCAACUGGGAGCUACCACUAGAAUUAGCAGAGAAAGGCAUUGAUAUGACUGAAUCAUUCGGGGUGACAGUGCAUCGCACACAGAAGCUCCUCCUUGUCCCCCGACUCCCCGUAGUGCCACAAGAUUAAUAUGUACAUUAUAUUAAUUGAUCCUUUUUUAGGGACCUAUCUUAUAAUUUCAAUUCCAAGUUUGAUACUACAAAACAGACUUUUGAAAAACAAAUACUAAAGUAACACCCUCGAUGGUUCAGCUCAUGCAAAACCCUCGUCUCAUGAACAAGCCACAACCCGAGGUGAGAAACAAUAUAGCCAAGGGAGAAGACAUGGUUACUGAGGACAAGCCCAACAAUCUAGCCUGCUACCUAAAGGCAGUUAUCAAAGAGACACUCCGACUAGUGUUGUAUCAAGGAUUUGAAGCAGGGUGGUCCAAUGAUCGGAGGCAAAAAAAAUUUAGUAUCACAAA